Molecule: messenger RNA, 2900 nt
Organism: Scophthalmus maximus (turbot)
Lineage: Eukaryota; Metazoa; Chordata; Actinopteri; Pleuronectiformes; Scophthalmidae
Gene: foxi2
Product: forkhead box I2
Exons: 2
Coding region: 559-1809 (416 amino acids)
Biological process (GO): regulation of transcription by RNA polymerase II; cell differentiation; anatomical structure morphogenesis
Molecular function (GO): DNA-binding transcription factor activity, RNA polymerase II-specific; RNA polymerase II cis-regulatory region sequence-specific DNA binding
Source: RefSeq, a predicted model, not a curated record
GGGAUAAUAUGUUGUGAGAUAUUGUCGUUUACAUCGCUCUUCAUCAUUCACUUUAGACCAACAGAUACUCUGUGAUAAUUAUAAACAUUAUAAUUCUGAUUAUUCCAUAAGAAAUUAGUUUGAUGUCAUCUUCACUUUGGAUUUUUAAAAAAAGUGAGUUACUCUGUGCACAACUUCCCCUGAGACAAUAAGACAAUAAACUGGAAACAAGUGGUUAAGAAGUUCCAAGUUAAAAGUUGAAGUUAUGAUUAUUAAUUUUUUCUAAUACAUGGCAACAGCUGCAGGUUGUCAGGUGUGUGGUCGGUGAUCGCAGCCUCAGCCAGUCUGUCGGAGGAGCAGUGACCACGCCCCCCCCCCGGUCCUCGGAGUGAGUCUAUUGGCUGCCGGGGGGGACGAUGCGGAGCCUGGAUGUGGCCUCUGUCGAGGCUUUAUACUAUUAAAACUGCCCAAACUCCGCGUUCCUCCCCUGACACUCGUGGCUGCCGCACACCUGCGCGCACCUGAACCCGCCGCGGCAUUUUCCUCCUUGUUGGGAUUCUCUCGUUCCCGCGGGGAGUGAUGAACUCCAUCGACCCCCAGUCCCAUCACCAGCAGCAGCAGCACCACCAGCAGCAGUCCCAUCACCAGCACCAGCACCAGCAGCACCACACCUCCCCGACCGUCGGCUCCCUCCCACCCAAGGGCGCGCAGGAGGCCCCGGACAUGGCCGCCGUCUACUGCGACAACUUCAGCAGCAUGUACCACCAACAGAGCCUGCCGGGCGCGCAGCGGCCCGCCGGCUACGGCCUCGGCGAUUACGCGUCGUCGCCGAACCCGUACCUGUGGCUCAACGGGCCGGGCGUCAACGCCCCCGCGUCCUACCUGCACGCCAGCAGCCCGGCGUCCUUCAUCCCGCCCGCCUACGGCGCGCAGCGGCCGUUCAUCGCCAACUCCCCUGGGUUCGGCGCGCCCGACCUGGGCUGGCUGUCCAUCGCCAGCCAGGAGGAGCUGCUGAAGCUGGUGCGCCCGCCCUACUCGUACUCGGCGCUCAUCGCCAUGGCCAUCCAGAACGCGCACGAGAAGAAGCUGACGCUGAGCCAGAUCUACCAGUACGUCGCCGACAACUUCCCCUUCUACAAGAAGAGCAAGGCCGGCUGGCAGAACUCCAUCCGGCACAACCUGUCCCUGAACGACUGCUUCAAGAAGGUGCCGAGGGACGAGGACGACCCAGGAAAAGGAAACUACUGGACGUUGGACCCAAACUGUGAGAAGAUGUUUGACAAUGGAAAUUUCCGCAGAAAAAGGAAAAGACGGUCAGAUCCGAGCAGCGUAGGAGGAGGGGCGGCGCUGGCAGCGGGGCCCACCAAAGCCGAGGACGGGAGGCCUGCGGCGGGGUCGGCCCCACUCAAGGCCCCAGACAGCCCUCAGCUCCUGGGGCCCGCCUCCCCGGAGAUGGAGGCGCUGAACGAAGGCCACAAGAGCUCGUCGUCCUCGUCGCCGCCGCUGGCCGGACUGGCGUCGUCCGCGCCGUGUUUCAACAACUUUUACAGCAGCAUGUCGACGCUGAGCUCGGGGGGCCCCGGCCGGCAGGGGUCCCUGGGGCUGGUGAACGAGCUGUCCAGCAGGAACAUUACGGCCCUGAGCCCGUACCACCCCGGCCACGGCGGGCAGGACACGGGGCCGUCGGAGCACGGCGAGGGCUUGCAUUUCAACCGCGGAGUGUACUACAACGCGUUCGGCGGCGCGCAGGGCGGACAGUUCAACGGCCACUUCUACAACAGCUUCAGCGUCAACAGCCUGAUUUACCCGAGGGAAGGGACCGAGCUAUAGGAGCUGCUCCUCCGACCCCUUGGGGAACUUCUCAUCCCUUUUUGAAACACACACACACACACACACACACACACACACACACACAGACUCGACACAUAUCCGUCCCCCGUCACUGGACGGAUCUGAGAACACUGAGUAUAUCUCACGCUCGAUGCGACUCGACGAGCUCUCAAACCGCGGAAACAGGAGCCAGGAAGUCAAAUGAAAAAUUAGCACUUCACUUUUUUUUCCAUUCAAAGCUCUUAUCUCAAAUUUUAUAUUUGCAAAAUAAGAACACCACUGUAACUAUUUUGUUUCUCUUUUUUAUGACUCUAUUUGACAUGUUUUUCAGCAGAAACUUUUUCCCAUGGUCGUGUUAUUGUCAUAACUCCCCCGUCAUGUGUUUAAAUGUACAGCACAUUUGAUUAGAUAUUUUUUUUCCCCUCCAGUGAUGCCAAAUCUAGCCCAUGUUUCUGUGGAGCAGCUACAUUCUUACAGUGGAUUACAUAUUUUGUAUUCAUAAUCAACACAGAUCUGCCAAAGUUGCCUUUGAGAGAGAGAGAGAGAGAGAGAGAGAGAGACACCGCCAUUACCUCAAAACAACGUUCACCAGAGGGUUUACAUGUAUAUUCACACAAGUCUAUAUGAAAAAUGCAGCAAUAAUUAAUAAUCCAACACAAACAUGAUCCAAAAACAGGCCACUGCCUUACUUUUCUCUUUUUUUUAUAUCCUCCACUUUGACUGAAACAAUAAGCACUAAGGCUCGUGUAAAUACUUUAUAAAUGUGUAUUUUUGUAAAUUAUAAAAGAUAGUUUGUGACUAUUUAUGCUAUUUAUGCUAAUAGGCAUCGUUGUUGUUUUUCUACUGUUGUCUGAUCAUAAUUUGAUUUAAAAUCAGAAGUGAACGAUUUCCAAAAAAUGUGCCGAAAACAGUAUCAUUGAAACCCAGACGUCAUAUAUGUAUAUAUAUAUAUAUAUAUAUAUAUAUAUAUAUAUAUAUAUAUAUAUACAUAUAUCAUAUAUAUACAGAAAAAAAAUCUAUCCUCUGUGUCAUGGUUUCUCUCAGGAUUCAAACGUGACAAUCAUUGAAUGGCUUUUGUAUCUAUUAUUGUC